Molecule: messenger RNA, 1398 nt
Organism: Trichoderma breve
Lineage: Eukaryota; Fungi; Ascomycota; Sordariomycetes; Hypocreales; Hypocreaceae
Product: beta-lactamase superfamily domain-containing protein
Exons: 1
Coding region: 1-1398 (465 amino acids)
Biological process (GO): N-acylethanolamine metabolic process; N-acylphosphatidylethanolamine metabolic process
Cellular component (GO): membrane-bounded organelle; cytoplasm
Molecular function (GO): N-acylphosphatidylethanolamine-specific phospholipase D activity
Source: RefSeq, a predicted model, not a curated record
AUGUCGCAGUUCCGCACGCAGCUUCUUCCUAAGCUGUGGCAACGCUACAACACCAUCAGCCUCACCCUCAACACCAUCACCAGAUCCUCCAAUUCAAACUCCAGUAACAAAUCAAACACCAACAAACGCAUCUCCCUCUUCGUCUUCGUCUUCGCCGCCGCAGCAACAGCAACAACCGCCACAACCAUGACGCGCAAAUCAACAUCAUCCACAAUCUCCUCUCACCCAUCAACCUCUCAUCCAUCAACAACUUCUGUCCUCAAAAUCGCCGGCAGAAACAACAUCCCCGCCGAGGCCCUCUCCAACCCUCACCACAUCCUCAAGCGCGGCGGCCACAUCUCCGGCUUCAAGAAUCCGUAUCCGUCAUGGUCCAACCCGCCCAGCGUGACAAACAUGUGGUCGACGGUCCUUUGGCCAACCAUCACCGGCGACCUCAAGUGGCCAGACACGAAACCUCCCACUGUGCCUGUCGUUCCUCCUCAGUGGCUUCCUGCUCGUGAUGCUUCGGAUAAACUCCGCGCGACGUGGUUGGGCCAUGCGUGCUAUUAUGUCGAGUUCCCCUCUGGUCUGCGUGUUCUAUUCGACCCUGUGUUUGAAGAUCGCUGCUCGCCAUUCACUUUCAUGGGUCCUAAACGCUUCACCCCGAAGCCCUGCGAUCUCAAAGACAUCCCCGUCGUCGACGCUGUCGUCAUCAGCCACAGCCACUACGACCAUCUAUCGCACUCCUCCGUCCUCGAGAUCCAGAAACAUCAUCCAGACGUGCAAUUCUUCGUCGGUCUCGGCCUCGAGUCCUGGUUCCGCAAAAGCGGCCUCCAAAACGUCACCGAGCUGGACUGGUGGGAAGACGCCACUCUGACCGUCACAACCCCCAUCAACGGCGAGAAGAAAUCCAUUUCGGCCCAGAUCUCAUGUCUCCCGUGUCAACACACCUCCGCCCGCACGGCCUUUGACAAGGACACGACGCUGUGGUGCUCGUGGGGCGUCAAAUCCGGCGACAAGAACGUCUGGUUCGGCGGCGACACUGGAUACCGCGCAGUCCCUCAUCUGCCCGCCAGCGUCGACGACUACGGCCCCGAAUACGAGUCUUUGCCACGAUGUCCCCAAUUCAAGCAGAUCGGCGAGCAUCGCGGACCGUUUGAUCUGGGCUUGAUCCCCAUUGGGGCGUAUUAUCCCCGCGCUGCGUUUUCCGCCAUGCACGCGAAUCCAUUUGAUUCAGUCGAGAUUUUCCAGGAUACGAAAUGUGAAAAGGCCAUGGGGAUUCAUUGGGGCACGUGGGCUUUGACGAUGGAGGAGGUGCUGGAGCCUCCGAGGCAGCUUAAGGAGGCGUUGAAGCGCAAGGGCAUUGCGGAGGAGGGCGUGUUUGAUGUUUGUGACAUUGGUCAGAGCAGGGAGUUUUGA